Erinaceus europaeus (western European hedgehog) is the source of this 8715-nucleotide messenger RNA. It is a transcript of the gene TACC2, whose product is annotated as transforming acidic coiled-coil containing protein 2. The transcript is spliced from 22 exons. Lineage: Eukaryota; Metazoa; Chordata; Mammalia; Eulipotyphla; Erinaceidae. Gene Ontology annotation, biological process: cell population proliferation; cerebral cortex development; mitotic spindle organization. The record is from RefSeq and is a predicted model, not a curated record. The coding region runs from base 152 to 8224 and encodes 2690 amino acids. Gene Ontology annotation, cellular component: cytoplasm.
CCUGGACUGGGACGCUCGUGCUGAGUGGAGCAGGAGAAAGAGCCACUGCAGAAAAGCAGAUUUUCUUAGGGGCCGCCACCUCCAAAGUCACAGACAACCCCAAAACUGCCUCUGACAAGUUCCUGGGGGACCCCAGGCACCCCGAAUCGACAUGGGCAACGAGAACAGCACCCCAACCAACCAGGUCCAGGGGACGUCAGCAGACCAGAGCUCAGGAUCCUCGCCAUCUCCCAGGGACAGUGGGGAGAGAAAAAGGACAUCAGAGGGCACACCCAGAGGUGCUGACUGUGGAGACGCAUGCAGCUUCGGGCCACGAGGCACCUGCUCACCUUCUGAGGGCGCGGCUAUUGCGGAUCUGAGCAUUCUGAACCCAGAAAUGACGGAGCCCAGGAAGCAUCCCCAGGAAGCCAAGGGUCCAGCAGCCCCCUGGGAGCGGGAGAACCCCUUGGCCUUCAUGCCGCACACUGAGGGCCUCCCGGAAACAGCUCCUGAAGAUGGAGCUCUGUCUCCUCUACACCCCAGGAGGGAGCCUCUCCCAAGUUCCCCUGCAGGAUCCCUGGAAGGGAUUGUUCCUGAGGGAGAUAGCAUGGCUACCGUUGUCCCCAGCACCACAGGAGAGAAUGAGAUCAAGAAUCAGAGACAGAGGCCAUCUUCCUCCAGCUGCGCUGACCAGCUUCUGGAAAUGUCAGUGGUCCCUCCUGGAGAGUCAAGGAAGGGAUGGCCUUGUGAAGGGGGUGACCAGCCUGGUGACCCCCAGCUCCAGGGGACAGAAGCUAAAGUGGGUCAGUCUGUCCCACAGCCCGAAGAGGAGGUGACUUCUGCACAAAUGGCUUCCGAGGCCCUUGCCUUAACCCAGACAAUCAAGGAGAGCUCAGCCAGUCAGGAGGAGUCCCCCCAAAAUCUGGAGCCCCCAGUGCAGGAAGAUCUGGCCCCUGGGGCAAGUCACCAGAUGGAGGUGCUACUGUCACAGGAUGUCACUGCUGACAGGGGGCUCCUCAGGGAGCCCCGUCUGUCCAGUUCAGGGGCAGAGGCUGCUCCCAGGGAAAGCUGUCUGCAGGAGAAGGGUACGCUCUCAGAGCUGCCCCCCAACCCCCCUAGUCCCACUCUGGUGUCAGGGACCCUGAACUUUAGGAAACAGACUCUGGAUGCCUUCACAGGGUGGGUGGCCCAGGAGACACCAGCUCUACAGCUAGGAGCCCUGACACCCCAGGAGCAGAUGGCAGAGAUCUGGAACCCGGAGCCCAACCAGGACAGCCCUGGGCACCUGCUCCUGCCUCCGCCCAGCGUGUCAGCUGAAAGUGAUGGGUCACUGGAGCCCAAGGACAAAGCCAUGGUCACAGCUAAGAAGGACAGCGGGCUUCCUGGGGCUUGCCCCCAGGGACAGGAAGAGAUCCCAGAGCCACCUGGCGGUGCAGAUCCCGGGAGCCAGCAGGGAGAAGAAGAGGAGUCAGGGUCAACCAGUGACAUCCAGUCCAGCUGGGACCCAGCACAGCCACUCAGCAAGGAGGGUCCCAGGCACCAGGGCAGGCCCAGCUGCCCCCCAGAAAGUGUGGCUGGGACCUCAGUGGCCUGUGGGGUUCUGGGACAAGCCCUCAAGGUCCAGGGCCCUGCCUCACCACAGGAGCACCCUGAGGAGCCUGCCAUGCUCCUGGGGACAGAGGCAGCGAGGGAACACUUUGGUCCAGAGAGACCAGGGCUUCCAGGAGGAGUGGACUCUCUUCUCACUUCUGAUUCUGAGAAAUCAGAUCUUGGGUCCCCUCCAGCUGCAGCAGCUGCCCAUCAAGUCAUAAAGACAAAGGACCGGGAUGGGGAGGGCCAGCCCACACACCUUGGCCCACCCUGUGGACAGGAGCCUCAUGCUGAUAGGCCUCAGCUCCCUGAACAGGGGUCCUGGGGCCUGAACUGUGGGCUCAUGACUCUCAGUGGGGAGCAGCGAGCCCAGCAGGGAGAUGUGGGGGAUAGCCAGGCACUCACAGCUGCAUCCCAGAAGCCCUCAGCGUCCACGGCCCAGUUUCAGGCACCCCAGCCAGUUCUGGGACCCCUGGUCUGUACUCCACCAUGUGAGGCCAGAAGAGAGACCUCCCUGUGUGAUGAGAAAGAGACCUCUGCAGGUGGUACGAGAGAAAGCUCUCCGCAUGAUGGGAAAGAGACCUCCCUAGGUGAGGAGAGAGAGACCUCCCUGUGUGAUGGGAAGAAGAAUUCCCCAGGUGAUGGGAGAGAGACCUCUCCACAUGAUGAAAGAGAGACCUUCCCAGGUGAUCCUGGGAAGCUUGGUACAGAUGCUCCCCCUGUCCUCCUGCCUGGGGGACCCCAAGAGGCUGUGAGCUCACCUGCCCCCAGAGGGAAGAAUCAGAACCCCAGGCUGGAGUUCCAAGACCAGUCCCGCCAGGGCAGCCUGUCUGCUGCUCCAAGUUCAGAGCUGGGGGAUGCCAUUCCUGGGAGUCCUGGAUCAUUGAUGCUGUUGCAGUCAGAGGUGCCCACACUGGAUAAGAAAGAGCCCAAAGGGACAUGUGGUGACAGCCUUCCCUCUGCAGUGUCACCUUCUGCUGCAGACAUCUUGAAAGGCACGUCCCUUGCAGGUAGCCCGAGCAUCCCAAAGAGCUGGCCUGCUGGGCAGGGGCCAAGCGAGCCCUGGCAGGAGGAGGCAGGUGCGCCCCAAGUCGGCAGUCAGCAUGAAGGAGCUUGUCUAGGGUGCCCUGGCCUUCCAAAGGCAGCUGGCACUCAGCCCCCACUGCAGGGCUCAGCCCAGGCUGGGGGCAGAGCAAGUGCAGACAUACCAGGGGCCCCGCCUCCCAGGCCUGACUCAGUGGUCCUCCUGACUAUGGCUCGGUACCCACCAGCUCCAGAGCUCGCCAACCACAGAACCACACCUCCCUUGUGCGAUGACACCCAGGAAGGUGGAUGGCAACCUGGGCGGGCCCCGCAGACCAACAUGGAGAGCCCCAUUGCUGGGAGCCUGGAUGCAGAAGGCGGGGCUACAGGGGCCACAGGUGGGAAGGCAGGAAGCCUGGAGGUGCAGCGGACAUCUGAGGGGCCACUCGGACCCUCUGCUCUGAGCACUGACUUCCUUCGGAUGGCACGGAGGCUCUCUCUGGGGAAGGAAGCUGCCACUUCUGCCCCAGGUGAGCAGCCCUUGGAUAGAAGUCUCUAUGCCACUAUGGGGCUAGGGGAGAUCCCCAAGAACAUGGGGGCUGCCCCCCUUCCAAAGAGGCUCCCGCCACCUGGGCUACCAGAAGAGGCUAGUCCCGACACUCCUUACCUGCAAGUCAUUGGUGCUGGCAGAAAGGGGACAGAGCUCAGCGGGGUGAGAGGAGGCUCUCCAGGCCCCAAUCCUUCCACCGGAGGCCCUUGUCCCCCAGCAGUGCCCCUGCCCGACUUGGAUUAUGUCACCUGUGUCCCAUGGCCUGCUGUCUCCCCAGCCCCCCUCCUGGCUCCAGGGCCUGCAGGUGGAGACGUGUUAGAGGUGCCGCCCAGCAGUGGCAGCCCCAGACCUGGGAACUUUGAGGGCCCUGUGGAUUUUGUGCCCUAUCUGGACAGGACGCUCAUUCUGGCCCCAAACAAGGAGGUGACAGGAGAGGAGAAAUCAGUGAGACCUGCAGGAGCAGGUGCCAGGCCCCAGGAGAAGCCAGCUGUCCAGGAGGAGGGCCCAAGGGUCAAGAUGGAGAGCCACAAGGAGAAGAGGGCGGAACCUUCCGAGGACCCCGGGAGGGGCGUGUCAGGUGGUGUGGACAUGAGCUUCAAGCAAGCAGGUCUGACUGUGGGGCUCCCUGAUUUCAGGGAGCACAUCACCAAGAUCUUUGAGAAGUCUGUGCUGGGCGUUCUAACUGCUGAGCGGCCCCAGAGCUCAGCUGGAGGGAAGUCUGCAGCUGGAAGGAGUGUGACAGGCCAGGGCCCCCAUGUGCCACCUGGGCUGGAGAAAUUUUCAGAUUCUGCUCCUCUUGCUCGACUCUGGGAGGACUUACAGGAGAAGCCGCCAGAAGCAGUGACUGGAGAGGCUGGGACUUCCCACUGGGUUCUCUGGGACCCAGCGCCAGGGAUGGCAGCAGGGCAGAAGCUGUCAGGUGACAUCAUGGGGACAGAAACCACUGGUGUGCCACUGAUGCCACCAGAAAGCAAGACGCCCAAGGGUGCUGGCGAAGCCAGAAACCAGGCCCUCUGGCAUCAUGAAUUAGCCCCUCCAGAGAUGUCCAUGGAGAUAGUACCCCAGAGUCACCAGGAAGGAGCCCUCCUUCAGGAGGCCAGUAGCAUCCCUUCCAGGAAACAGCACCAGGAAGCGUCCCCCAGGCUUGAGAAAACCAGAGAAGAUGGUGCUGGGGACUUUGCUCCCUCUGGGGGGCCAGGUGACCUUCCAGGGUUCACCUCUGGACAGAAGACAUCUCUCCUGGUGCCCGAGGCCACCACCUCAGACACACGUGGUCAUGGAGGGGCUGCUGGCAUCUCAGAAAACCACACAGCUCUGGGCCAGUCUGAGCCACCAGCUGGGGAGGUGACCCAGACUUCCCUGGAGCCCAGCUCAGGGCCAGGAGCUGCUGGGGAAGCAGAGGGUGACAUCACUUUGGUCACAGACGAGACACAGGCACGUGAGGCUGGUGGCCUGGCUGAGGCAGGUGCUGGGAGGAUACUCUCCGCUGUGUCAGAGAUUCCAGGGAGCAGUGGGGACCCAGGCUGCUCUCCUCAGGCUCCAAGGAUGGAGGCUGCAACCACCCAGCUUGGGGACAGACCCAUGGGGGCCCAUCCGGAACCAGAGUUCCCACCUCCUGCUGGGGACAGGAAGACACCUUUCUCCUUGCCUCUGGAACCUGACGAAACUUGGGACAAGAAACUGCAAACGCUCGUUCCAGAAGUGCUCCCGGCAGACAGGAAGAGCCCCAGACCUGGCCCAUCUACCUUACCUUUAGUUCCUGAGCAGGAUACUCUGACCACCACUGGAGAGGCCAUUUCAGCUGAGACCAGAAGUUCCGAAGAAGUAGAAAGCUCCUGUCCACCCACUGCUCCUGUGGACCUCCCUCCUCAGGCCUCUGCACAGGCACCAGCUGCCCCAGAUGAUGAGGAUGGAGUAGAAGACCCUGCCCUCUCCCACCAGGACCCAGCCAAGGACUUCAGCAGGAGUUCUGACUCAGAAGAAGCUUUCGAGACCCCGGAGUCAACCACCCCUGUCAAAGCUCCCCCUGCCCCUCCCCCACCGCCUCCCGAAGUCACUCCCGAGCCUGAGGUGUGUGCACCGCCAUCCCCAGAAGAACCAGGAAGCACAGCUGAGCCGGCGGUCCCUGUCUCCGAUGGCCCCCGCCGCAGCUCGGUGGAAGGCAGUCCUUUCCGGCUGCCCUCACACUCCUUCUCCGCCGUCUUCGACGAGGACAAACCCAUAGCCAGCAGCGGCGCCUACAACCUGGACUUUGACAGCAUCGAGCUGGUGGACGACGUCCAGGCUUUGGACCCCCGCUGCCCGGAUGCCAGGAGUCAGGAAUGCAAGGCAGGUGCGAGGAGGAAGUCCACGGACUCGGUGCCCGUCGCCAAGUCCACCCUGUCCCGCUCUCUGAGCCUGCAGGCCGGCGACUUUGACGGUGCUACUUCCCCGGUCCACGCCGAGGCCGGGCCGCCGGCCCCAGAUGGUACGUCUAACACGGGUUCGAGCAGUGCCUCCAGUACCCUGAAGCGAACUAAAAAGGCUCGGCCGCCCUCCUUGAAAAAGAAGCAGACCACCAAGAAGCCCCCAGAGACUCUCCCAGUGAAAGAGACACAGCAGGAGCCGGCCGAGGGGAGCCCUGUUGUCAGUGAGGACAGCCCGGCGGCCGAGCCCAGAACGGAGCCAGCCCAGACGGAAGGUUCUGGACCAGCCUUAGUCGACCAGGCACCCCUAGAGCCUGUCACUGCACCUGCAGCAGCCUGCCACCAGGACUUGGCGGGUGCAGAAGAGGCCAUCCCCCCAGCUUCUGGGGGUGGUCGAGUGCAGAACUCGCCCCUCGUGGGCAGGAAGCCAUUACUUCCAGCCUCAGCCCCCGAGCCGGAAGAGGAGACCCCAUCGGAGGGUGGGGGGCAAGAGGACUCCCCCGCCAGAGGGCUCUCUGUGAGGCUGGAGUUUGACUACUCUGAGGACAAGGGUAGUUGGGACCCCCAGCAGGAAAACCCCCCUCCCAUCAAAAAGGCUGCCAAGAAACCGGCGGCCAAAAUGCCCCUCAGGAGGCCAAAGAUGAAGAAGACGCCGGAGAAACUGGACACCACCGCCCCUGCCUCACCCACCCACUCCCCCGCAGAGCCCGGGGGUGACAUCCCCAUCACCAAAGGGACCUACACCUUUGAUAUCGACAAGUGGGACGACCCCAGUUUUAACCCCUUUUCUUCCAGCUCGAAAAUGCAGGAAUCCCCCAAGCUGCCUCAGCAGUCCUACAGCUUCGACCCCGACGCUUGCGACGAGGCCAUCGACCCCUUUAAGACGUCCUCAAAGACCCCCAGCUCACCCUCCAAGUCCCCAGCCUCCUUUGAGAUCCCCGCCAGUGCCAUGGAAACCAACGGGGCAGACGGGGACGGGCUGAACAAGCCGGCCAAGAAGAAGAAGACGCCCCUCAAGACUGACACAUUUAGGGUGAAAAAGUCACCAAAACGGUCUCCUCUGUCGGAUCCACCUUCUCAGGACCCCACGCCAGCGGCCACCCCGGAAACGCCGCCUGUCAUCUCCGCCGUGGUGCACGCCACCGAUGAGGAGAAGCUGGCGGUCACCAGCCAGAAGUGGACGUGCAUGACGGUGGACCUGGAGGCCGACAGGCAGGACUACCCGCAGCCCUCGGACCUGUCCACCUUUGUCAAUGAGACCAAGUUCAAUUCCCCCUCAGAGGGUAAGCUCCUGGGGGGCCGACUGGACCCCUGCCUUGUCCUGGAAGCUGCGGUCCUUAGGAUGCCUGAGGCUGGGAGAGACACCCCUCAACCAGAGCUGGAUUACAGAAAUGCCUAUGAGAUCGAGUACAUGGAGAAGAUUGGCUCCGCGUUACCUCAGGAUGAUGACGCCCCGAAGAAGCAGGCCUUGUACCUCAUGUUCGACACGUCUCAGGAGAGCCCGGUCAAGUCUUCCCCUGUGCGGAUGUCGGAGUCCCCCACGCCAUGUUCAGGGUCCAGCUUUGAGGAGACGGAAGCCCUUGUGAACGCUGGAGCCAAGAUCCAGCUUCCAGUCACACGAGGGCUGGCCCCCGACCCAGAGCCACUCAUGCAGGUUCCGGAGAAAUCUGCCCAGAAGGAGUUGGAGGCCUUGGCCUUGGGCACAGCCACAGAAGCCAUGGAAGUUACAGCUCCCGAGGGCUCCUUUGCCUCUGCUGACACCCUCCUCAGCAGGCUAGCUCACCCCACCUCUCUCUGUGGCGCACUUGACUAUCUGGAACCCGACUUAGCAGAAAAGAAUCCCCCCGUAUUUGCUCAGAGACUUCAGGAAGAGCUAGAGUUUGCCGUCAUGCGGAUAGAAGCCCUGAAGCUGGCGCGGCAGAUCGCCCUGGCUGCCCGCGGCCGCCGGGAUGCCCAGAGGGAAGCCGUUCACCCAGCAGACGUCCCCAUCUCCAAAUCAGCCUUGUACUCCCGCAUCGGGACUGCUGAGGCGGAACAACCCGGAGGCCUCCGGUUCCAACAGCCGGACCUGGACUCUGCACUCCAGAUCGCCCGAGCGGAGAUCCUAUCUAAGGAGAGAGAGGUCUCGGAGUGGAAAGACAAGUAUGAAGAAAGCCGGCGGGAAGUGAUGGAAAUGAGGAAAAUCGUGGCCGAGUAUGAGAAGACCAUCGCCCAGAUGAUAGAGGAUGGGCAGAGGGAGAAGUCAGUGUCCCACCAGACGGUGCAGCAGCUGGUUCUGGAGAAGGAGCAAGCACUGGCCGACCUGAACUCCGUGGAGAAGUCUCUGGCUGAUCUCUUCAGGCGGUACGAGAAGAUGAAGGAGGUUCUAGAGGGCUUCCGGAAGAAUGAAGAGGUGCUGAAGAAAUGUGCCCAGGAGUACCUGUCCCGGGUGAAGAAAGAGGAGCAGAGAUACCAGGCCCUGAAGGUGCACGCGGAGGAGAAGCUGGACAGGGCCAAUGCCGAGAUCGCCCAGGUCCGAGGCAAAGCCCAACAGGAGCAGGCCGCCUACCAGGCCAGCCUGCGGAAGGAGCAGCUUCGAGUGGACGCCCUGGAGAGGACGCUGGAGCAGAAGAACAAAGAGAUAGAAGAACUCACCAAGAUCUGUGACGAGCUGAUAGCCAAAAUGGGCAAGAGCUAACUCCUGGCCGCAUGUUUGGACUUGACCCUCUCGUGCCAUACGGCCUGGCACCCAGCUGCCCGCGGCUUUGUCUGCACUACUGCAUCUCCCCCGGUGAAGCUGGCCGGCUUGUGCACUGCACUGAGGAGACCGUCCCGAUUCUUGCUAUUGGUUCGCAUUUUUUUCUUGGUUGCGUUCAUAGCAAGUUGACCUCAGAGUUCCUGUAUCAGGGAGACUGUCCGGUUCCGGUUCUUGAAUCACAGAUCCACGUCACUGACCUUGGCCCUCUUCUCUGUACGUGAGUCCCCAGGGUGAGCCGCUUCGGGAUUUAAUAGGAUCAUGUGUAGCUUGCACGGGGACUCUUGCCUUAAAGAGUAUAAACUUGAUCUGCAUUUCUUGAUUUGUUUUAAAGAAGAAGAAGAAGAAGAAGAAGAAGAAGAAAAUGCAUGUUUCAAAUAAGACUCUCUAUUGUAAAUAAUUAAAAAAAAUUUUCCCCCUUCGGAUCUUGGCAA